UUAAAUGAUUUGUGCGAUCACCUGUGCUCUCACCUUCCAUUUCGUCCUCGCGAGUUUACCGUACCUGAGCAGAGGAGGGAUGGCAUCGCAGGGCGCCGUGGCGCUUCCCUCCUGGUUCAGCUCCCCGUCGGCGGCGGCGGCAGGGACCAAGCACGGACGAGAAGACGGUGGAACAGGCGAGGAAGGUCGCCGAGGGAAGAGCAGUCGUCAAGGCCAGGGCGGUGGAGGAAACAACAAGCUGUCCGUCGCCAGUGCUCGCCUCACGAUGACGCUCGCCAGGGACGUCGCCGACUUGAAGGGCGCGGUCUACCUCCGCCACGAGCUGCCGAACGGCACGAUCGGGCUGGCGGCCGCGUGCAAGCAGGCGGGAGUGCACUACAACAAGGUCGGCACCGAGCUCAAGGACCAGCAGAAGAACGGCCACACAGUGGACUUCAAAGCCAGGGGACCACCACACGUAUCCAUAGCGAUGGCGGCGAUCAUCUACGGCGCCAGCAAACAGUUCGAAGAAGGUGGCAACCCGCAGCACAUCAAACUCAGGGACGACACGAAGGCCUUCUACGAGAAGGAGAUCUUCACCGCUGGAGUGACGGCAGUGAAGCUGGGCAGAUCGAUCCCGUACUUCAGGUGCCAGAUUCUCAAGCCUCAGAAUGGCGAGACGGCCAAAGCGAUUCUCAGCAUGUGCUUCCACAAGGACCAGAAGCUCGGGCACGACCUGUCCAAGCUGCUCGAGGCGCUGGUGGAGUCGGAUGGGGGGAUCUUCUUGUCGGGUGCGGCCCCGCGGGGCCCCUUGGAGCGCGAGAUCGGCACGAUGGUCGGAUCCGAGAAGAAGGAGUAGGCAGCAGGCCCCCAGGAGACCUCCCCAGACAAGUAGUAGCUAGCCAGCCCCCGUCGGGGCCACUUUUCGAAGCAGAUAAUUCGGAGAAACUAAGUAGUGACUGCAUAACUCAGCAGCAGCAGCAGCAACCAAGCCAGCAGCCCCCUGUCGGGGCUAUGUGCACUCGUUUUUUUAACCCCUCCAGGGCCUCAAGGGCCCAGGAAGCUUUCUCGGGAAGUGAGCGAUUUCGGGAGUUAGUUGCUAGAGGAGCAAUUUCAUCUGAGGUGCUUAAUACGCCCACUCAGCUCUGUACCUAUGCCGCUGCCUCCUCUCUUCCUGGCUCACUGCCCCAGACCCCAAUUAUAUAUGCCCCCAGAGCUAAAGGUAAAGCGGGCUCCAAAGGCAAGGGGAAACGGUGG
This is a messenger RNA of Prorocentrum cordatum, 1236 nucleotides long. Lineage: Eukaryota; Dinophyceae; Prorocentrales; Prorocentraceae. The record is from the annotation of a GenBank genome assembly.